Impatiens glandulifera is the source of this 1820-nucleotide messenger RNA. Its product is annotated as phosphoethanolamine N-methyltransferase 1-like. The transcript is spliced from 12 exons. The coding region runs from base 140 to 1618 and encodes 492 amino acids. The record is from RefSeq and is a predicted model, not a curated record. Gene Ontology annotation, biological process: phosphatidylcholine biosynthetic process. Gene Ontology annotation, molecular function: phosphoethanolamine N-methyltransferase activity. Lineage: Eukaryota; Viridiplantae; Streptophyta; Magnoliopsida; Ericales; Balsaminaceae.
ACUAUAAAAAGUGGCACUGAAUGAAUGCAAUUUCAGAAGAAGAAGAAUCACCAUUGUAGAUCGAGGGUUCUUUACUCUCUAUCAGAUCCCACAUUGCAAUUCGAUUCAUUUCUAGUUCCAUACAUUCUCAAUUUUCACAAUGUCUACUCAAUUGGGACAAGAACGUGAGGUUCAGAAGAAUUAUUGGGUUGAACAUUCUUCAGAACUUACUAUUGAAGCUAUGAUGCUUGAUUCAAAAGCUGCUGAUCUUGACAAAGAGGAGAGACCUGAGGUUCUUUCUUUGUUACCACCUUAUGAAGGAAAAACUGUACUGGAACUAGGUGCAGGAAUUGGUCGCUUUACGGGUGAGCUAGCUAAGAAAGCUGGUCAUGUCUUGGCUCUGGAUUUUAUUGAAAGUGUGAUAAAGAAGAAUGAAAGUAUCAAUGGACAUUAUGAGAAUGUUAAAUUCUUGUGUGCUGAUGUAACAUCAUCUGAUCUCGUUAUUCCUGAUGAAUCCUUGGACAUUAUAUUUUCAAACUGGCUACUGAUGUAUCUCUCUGACAAUGAGGUUGAGAAUCUUGUGGAAAGAAUGGUCAAAUGGUUGAAGGUUGGUGGAUAUAUUUUCUUUAGAGAGUCUUGCUUCCAUCAAUCAGGAGACCAUAAGCGAAAGAACAACCCAACUCACUACCGUGAGCCUAGAUAUUACACAAAGGUCUUCAAAGAGUGUCAUGUACGCGAUAGUACUUCUGAGAAUUCUUUUGAACUAUCUCUCGUUGGUUGCAAGUGCAUUGGAGCUUAUGUGAAAAACAAAAAGAACCAGAACCAGAUUUGCUGGUUAUGGCAGAAAGUUAGUUCUGACAAUGAUAGAGGGUUCCAGCAAUUCCUUGACAAUGUCCAGUACAAAUCUAAUGGAAUUCUGCGCUAUGAACGUGUGUUUGGAGAAGGAUUUGUUAGUACAGGAGGAAUAGAGACAACAAAAGAGUUUGUUGAAAUGCUCGAUCUUAAGCCUGGUCAGAAAGUCCUUGAUGUGGGAUGUGGAAUCGGUGGAGGAGAUUUCUACAUGGCUGAGAAGUUCGAUGUUCAUGUAAUUGGCAUAGAUCUUUCAGUCAAUAUGAUCUCUUUUGCUCUAGAAAGGGCGGUUGGGCUAAAACAUGCAGUUGAAUUUGAAGUUGCUGACUGCACCAAGAAAACUUGCCCGGAUAAUUCAUUUGAUGUGAUUUACAGCAGAGACACCAUUCUCCACAUUCAGGAUAAACCUGCAUUGUUCAAAUCAUUCUACAAAUGGCUGAAACCGGGAGGCAAAGUUCUCAUCAGUGACUAUUGCAAGGGCGCCGGAACUCCAACAGUGGAGUUUGCUGGUUAUAUAAAGCAAAGAGGAUAUGAUCUUCAUGAUGUCGAAACAUAUGGCCAGAUGCUUAGAGAUGCUGGCUUUGUCGAUGUUAUUGCAGAGGAUCGGACCAAUCAGUUCUUAAGAGUUCUGCAAGACGAACUAGAUAAGAUUGAGAAGGAAAAGGAAGAAUUCAUUCAGGACUUCUCUAAGGAGGAUUAUGAUGAUAUAGUUGGCGGUUGGAAAUCAAAGUUGGUUAGGAGUUCGGCUGGCGAACAGCUGUGGGGUUUGUUCUAUGGCGUCAAGAAAUGAACAAUGAACCGAAGAACGAGUGGUUAGCCACCUGCCCGAGUCUUGAAUUAUUGUGAUCGUGUCGUUAUGUUUGUUGCGAAUAAAAGUGGUUCUUCUUAGGGUGGCUAGAUUUAAGAUUAGGUAUUAUUGGUUUCUUUGGAGACCAUGGUUAUUUUAUGGAUGUUUGGCUUAUUAAUGUUAUGAUCAGAACUUUAUUUGGAAA